AUGGACGGCCAGCGACAACAAUAUGUCCCUCUUCCCCCGCCUCCAUCAAUGCAGAAUUCGCAGUCGCAUAUCAUAACGUCCUUACCCCCGCCGCCGCCUCGACAUCCGCCGACGCAGACGCAAGGGGUUGUCCUCCCGCCACCUCCUGGACCGCCUCCAAAUGCAGCAUAUGCGAAAGUACCCCAGCAGCAUGGUGGUUUGGCAUGGCAGCAGACCUGGGCACGACAACCUGUCCCGCAAACCUUCCCACCACCACCCCCGCCUCCUCUGAUACCCUCAAACCCGACACAGAAUCAACAUCUCGCAUAUAACCGUCAGCCAGCUGCCCUAUCGAUACCUCCACCCUUUCCUUCAAGCGACGGUCAACCCCUAACAUCCGCGACCUACAUUCCGAUGGGUGACUCGUUUGGACCCGGUGUUGGGAUACCUGCAUAUGCAGAUUCAUACUCUCGCCCUACAUAUGACAGUUAUGGACAAACAGCGGCCAGUCAAUCAUACGAGCCUGUCAAUGCGGAUCCGUCACACAAAAGAGACGCACAUGCUCCGGCUACACCAUUAGGUCGCAACGGGCCCUCGUCUCUAGGCCUGCCUGACAAUGUCCUUUCCCCUGGUCAAUCGAGCAGUGUGAACCGAACCACCGAGCUAUCGAAAUCUCCAAGUCACCGCCACAACAAUAGUAGUGCAUCGCUUGGGGGUAUGUCGCCAAACGAAGCUUCCACCCAAUGGCCACUUGAGCGAGUGCUCUUAUGGCUCGCGAAGAAUGGGUUCUCUGAAGACUGGCAGGAGACCUUCAGAGCCUUGGAACUCCAGGGUGCUGAUUUCAUAGAGUUAGGCUAUGGCUCAAAUGGUUUUGGCAACUUUGGGAAGAUGCACAAGGUCGUCUAUCCUCAGCUAGCAAAAGAGUGUGAGAAAAGCGGAACAGGAUGGGAUUCAAUUCGCGAACGAGAAGAAGGAAAGAAAAUGCGCAGGUUGAUCCGCCAAAUCCAUGAUCAAGGCCAUCACGACCCGGGAUCUCUUACGCCGAGACGACAGGAGCCUCACUCAGCGGUGGAUAACUCGCCUCGACUUGAGCCUGCUUUCCCUGCCCAUAGUGCAAUCGAGAGCAGUCCCGGACUUAAAGCGUCCCAUAACCACCGGCAAAAUGCGCAAAUGCGCUCCGUCACGAUGCCUAACUAUCCCCCCUCCAUUCAUGACACUUCUUCCCUGGAUCUGAAUCCGCCUGAGGCUAGUACCUGGGUCCCAGCAGACCACCAUAGGACUUUAUUGUCUGCCGUUAGUGACAACCAUCGAAGACAACGAUCCAAUGAUAGUGCCCAUCUUCCGUUAUCUGCUCGGCCGCAUGAAGAUAGCCCCAAGAGUGGCAGUCCGGCUGCACAGCCUGCCACGCUUGCGCAUCAUGGGCUGUCUUCAUCGUCCACUAGCGAUUUGAGCGUGAGAUUCGAACAUUCUCGAGGCAACAGUUCUGAUUCAACUCGGGGGCGAUACUAUGAGCGCAGCAAAGAUCAGGAAGGCGCUCGUCCCUCGCCACAAGACCCGUACAACCGCCAUUGGAACGGUUCGGAAACUUUGCACAGAGAACAAAACAAAAUACUGAAAUUCUUCAAGAAGAAGGCUAGAGCUAACGACUCCAGUCACCCAUCCCCCGAAGAACUUCAUUUAGAGUCCCCUACGAGUCCGGUGCACACGCGUGGAACAUACACCCCAUACGGCUAUCCGAACUAUAGCCGCAGCGAUGUGUCUUUAAAUGGGCGCCCAUUGUCGGGCUCACAAUCGGAUUUUGAGCGGUUACCAGUACGACCUAAGGCAGCACAAAAGGGCAAGAAAUUCGUUUUCGUGACCAUGGAUGGGUGGAAUUACCGUCUGGUAGACAUCACUGACAUAGAUUCUGUUGGGACGAUCCGUGCUACAAUCUGCCAAAACCUUGGAAUCUCCGAUUGGACUAGUGCCCAGAUAUUCUUGACCGAACCCGGACAAACAGAGCACGACGACCCUAUGGAUGAUUCCCUGUUGACUGUGACUCAACGGACCAAAUCGGACCCAUUCGGCUCUCUGAAGUUCUUUGUGCGCGGAGCUCACCCGCAUCCUGGGGCAAACAAUGCUGCGCACUUUACUGGUCUUGGAGUAUCAUUCCCAGAGAAAGCGGCGGCGUCACCCACAACGGGGCCGCAUCAUGUACAUCGGAAACCGCUGGACGAAGAGGCUCUCAGUAGGAUCUCACCACACCAUCAGCCCCUUCAGCAAACAAAAAGCCCGGUCUCGAAGCUUCCUGCUCGUGACGUUUCCCAGCCUUUCAUUGGAGUCUCAUCAGCAGCCGAUGGCAGCGCAGAGCCAACAGGAACCCAUCUUGAUCCGGAGAAAGCAGCUUUGCUUGUGCGUCAGGAGGAGCAUAGCCGUGAAAUCGAGCGGAAACAGAAAGCCAACAACAUUACCAGGGGCCCUCCUUUGACACAGCAAAGGAAAGAUGCUGUAUACGGUGAAACGGGCUACAGACGAGAGGGUGUCAUUGAUUUCGACUCUCCACGAAUCUCGCCAUAUGAAGAUAAAAAAGCCGAACACUUGGUCAACUCGCUGCGGAAGAAAGAUUCUGAUCGCCCACGGAUUCAACAAGCGCCUCAGCCUCAGCCGCAGCCUCAGAGCCAUGGUCUUGGUGCGGCUCUUGCCAGUAUGGGUAGAUUGACAAGUGCAAUCGGAACGCCUUCGACUAAUCCGGCGGAUAAUAAGGCACCAAAGGAUACGCCAGAUGAACUGAAAGCUGCGCCUGCGGCAUGGAACGAGACCCCAAAAACUCCAAUAGCCACUGAGAAAUCUCCCAUUUCAGCUAAAUCCCCCAUACCAAAACCAGCCUUACAAUCUCGCAAGUCCUAUGGACCUGAAUUUGAUUUCGAAGAGGCGAACGUCUCGUUCCAGCGCACUCCAGACCUACAGGAGGACGAUUCCGAUGAUGACGAUGAUGACUCUGACGAUGGUCUCUUUGCUAUACCGAUAGCAAACCAGAGCCAGGAGAAGGGUCAGGGGUCAGACACUGCAUCUCCGGAAGCACAAAAGGCUGCAAGGCCAUCGCUUACCUUGGACACGGAACCAAGAGCAAGCAAGGAACGGUCCGUGACCUUCAAGACUCCAAGUACUUCAGGUGAAAGCUUUGUGAAUGGCGGCGGUGACAACCGCGAAAUCCCGGCGCCAACACCUUUCGGGGCGGCCGAAUCACCAGAAGAUGAAAGACCACCCCGAAGAGAUUCGUUUGCGCGGGGCGAUAUCUGGGCCAGCAGACCCCCGGUUGAAGGUGUUAUUGACAAUCUGGACGACUUCUUCCCGAACGUUGACCUCGAUGCGCCCUACCUAGAGGGACAAGGAGGCUCGCCGCCUACCUCGCCAGCGAGCAAGAACCCAGCAGAAGUUGAUUCGCACCGCACACAACGACAGGAUGGCUACGCUCCCGCAAGUUCAUUCAACCAGGAUGGCGAGCAUACAGUCAAACCGCAAGAUCCGGGUGUUGUCGCCAGACGCAAUGUCAACCGCUCUGGUGGUGGACUUACAAGAAUGAAGUCAAUUCGUGAAGUUGCGAAGGGGGCCAAUCAAACCAGCAGGAGUAGGAGUGUCGCUCAUUCUGGCCCUCAGAAGUCAGGUGACAUACUUCGUCGCAAGAGUACCAAGAUGUUUGGCGCCAAGAUAAUGCAAAUCAGCCCAAGACCCGGUCGACGGUUGAACCAGCUUGACCCCAUCCCGCAGAACAAGCCUUCUCAAGAACCUGUGCCUCAGAGACAACCAACUUUCCGUAUCAUCCGUGGUCAGCUUAUUGGCAAGGGAACGUUUGGACGAGUGUAUCUGGGCAUGAACGCUGAUAAUGGUGAAGUCUUGGCUGUUAAACAAGUGGACAUCAACCCUAGGCUUGCCGGACAAGACAGGGAUCGAGUCAAGGACAUGGUUUCCGCUUUGAACCAAGAAAUCGACACAAUGCAGCACCUUGAGCACCCGAAUAUCGUGCAGUAUCUAGGAUGUGAGCGAGGUGAGCUUUCUAUCUCAAUCUAUCUCGAGUAUAUUUCUGGCGGUUCGGUCGGCAGCUGUCUCCGCAAACACGGCAAGUUCGAGGAAAGUGUCGUGCAGUCCCUCACGCGCCAAACACUCGACGGAUUGGCAUACCUGCACCACCAAGGAAUCCUGCAUCGCGACCUGAAAGCAGACAACAUUCUGCUGGAUCUUGACGGCAGUUGCAGAAUCUCGGACUUUGGUAUCUCCAAGAAGACUGAUGAUAUUUACGGAAACGACUCGACAAAUUCGAUGCAAGGUUCCGUGUUCUGGAUGGCUCCUGAGGUCAUACAAUCUCAAGGCCAGGGAUACAGCGCCAAGGUUGAUAUCUGGUCCCUUGGAUGUGUGGUUCUGGAGAUGUUCGCCGGCCGUCGUCCAUGGAGCAGAGAAGAGGCCAUUGGUGCCAUCUUCAAGCUCGGAAGUCUGAACCAGGCUCCUCCAAUUCCCGAAGAUGUUUCCAUGAACAUCAGUCCAGCAGCUCUAGCUUUCAUGUAUGACUGCUUCACUGUUGACUCGUCUGACCGUCCAACUGCCGAAACCCUCCUGACUCACCCGUUCUGUGCACCCGAUUCCAAAUACAACUUCCUCGACACCGAACUCUACGCCAAAAUCCGCCAUGUUCUCUAA
Aspergillus chevalieri is the source of this 4650-nucleotide messenger RNA. RefSeq names its product putative MAP kinase kinase kinase (Bck1) (gene bck1). Lineage: Eukaryota; Fungi; Ascomycota; Eurotiomycetes; Eurotiales; Aspergillaceae. Gene Ontology annotation, molecular function: protein kinase activity; ATP binding. Bases 1 to 4650 code for a protein of 1549 amino acids. The transcript is spliced from 4 exons. The record is from RefSeq and is a predicted model, not a curated record. Gene Ontology annotation, biological process: protein phosphorylation.